AUGGAUUUCUCUGCAGUCAUUGGUGGAGACUUGACAUACGCGCGCACGGAGCUGGGGGAAUUUCACCGUCUCCUCCAGGAGCUCCGGCUGGAUGACAACCGGUUCCAGCGGUACCUCAGACUGACUGGUGCCCAGUUUGAGGACCUGUUGGCUCGGGUCGGUGCCAGGAUCUCCCGUCUGGACACCAACUACAGGCGCUCCAUCCCAGCUGCGGAGCGCCUGUCCAUCUGUCUGAGGUUUCUGGCUACAGGAGACUCCUACAGAAGCAUUAUCCUGCCUGCUGUGGUGAGUGCCAUUUGGGACUGCCUGGUGGAGGAGUUCAUGGCCGUGCCCACCACAGACAAGUGGAGGUCCAUCUCAGAGCAAUUUCAGCAGAGGUGGAAUUUUCCUCUCUGCUGUGGAGCUCUGGAUGUUGUUGAUGCCAACUACUGCUUCCGAGUGAUUGAUGUUGGGGGGUACGGGAGAACCAGCGAUGGAGGUAUCCUGGCCAACUCUGCCUUUGGACAGGCACUUCAUGCUGGAACCCUCCACUUGCCUCCUGACCAGCCUCUACCAGCAGCUGAGCACAGAGGACCUCAGCCUCACUGUUUUGUUGCCGAUGAGGCCUUUCCACUGAGGAAAAACCUCAUGAGGCCUUUCCCUGGACGCAUCCUCCCCAGAGACAAGAGGAUUUUCAACUACCGUCUGUCCCGGGCCAGGUUGGUGGUUGAAAAUGCUUUUGGCAUCCUCGCGUCUCAGUGGAGGAUGUACCACCGCGUCCUUGAGGUCCACCCGGAAGUGGCAGAGAAGUGUGUGAAGGCGACCUGUCUUCUUCACAACUUCCUGCGGAUGACAGCCCCGACAGCCCAGACACCUGGAGUUGGGGGGAGCAUCGCAGGGAGUGAGGUGGAGCCACUGCCAGGUCUGGGGAGAGUUGGCGCCAACAACUCUGCGAGAGAGGCCAUCAGGGUUCGGGAGACCUUCACAGCCUUCUUCUCUGCAGAGGGAGUGGUCCCAUGGCAACAUAACAUCUACUGCACAGGCUGCGGUACUGGGUACCGCCAUGCAGUUCGGGACUGGCCAACUUCAGCGUUCGCGGGCAGGAGCCACAAGUUGGUCAUCCCUGCUGAUGCCCCAGACAAGAAGUUCGUUCUGAUUGUCGGGGCCUCCCAUCUACGUGCUAUCGUAGAUGAGUUCGUCCAGAUGCCAGAGGGGAGGAUGUCCUUUGGUUUCAUGUCAACGCCGGGGGCCUCAGCAGCGCAGCUGAGGACUGAGGUUGAGAAUGCUGUUCUCCCUCGGAUCCCAGAGGCAGUCUGUCUGUUGGCUCCUGGCAAUGACUUGACUGCCAGCCGGACCGUCGACGAGGCUGCAGUGGAGUUCAGGAGGCUCCUGACUGCCAUGUGUCGCCGUUGGCCGAAGCUGUGUGUCCUGGAUUUUCCCCGCCGCCUGACCGUGGAGAUGGACUACCAGGAGCUUUUGAGCCAGGAGUACCACCGUGUUGCGGCGCAGAUGGGGAUCUCCUACCAGGCCACUGCUGAGCACUUCCCCUUGGGCCACCGGGAGCUGUGGUGCAGGGAUGGUGUGCACCUCAGUGACAGUCAUGGGAUGCCUAUCCUGUUGGAGUUGUUGUGGUUUGCUUCCUACCAGCAGCUGGAGUCGAGCAAGCCAGAGCCAGAGGUUCGAGCCAGGCCAUCGCCCCCUGUUCCCAGGUGCUCCCCCCGGGUGGACGUGACGGGAGAGGUCACGGUGCCACUGCACUCAAACCCCUUUGAGUGGAACGUCGUUGGACGAGGCAGGAAGGGGAACGUGGUGCUGAAGGAAUGUUCUGUCGUGUUGAACCCCGUGUGGUUUAGCUGCAAACUUCUGGAUGUUUUGGGUGAUGGCACCGUCCACGUUCCUGCUCCUGUUUCUACAGCAGUGGCGGCGCACCAGAAGACUACAAGGGAACGUCGCCGGAGACCUGUUGCCUCCCGGAAGCGGGUGGUCCAGCCAGAGGAGGAGGCAGCUGCGCUGGAGGCCCAGGCUUCUCCCACCCUGGUUCCUGCCUGUCUUGCUACAGUGGCUGAGAGGAAGGAGGUCGGCGCACCUCCUUCUGAUCAGUCACUGGGGGACACCAGGAAGGAGCGUGCCAUGAACCUGCAGGUGGAGGAUGUGCAGCAGUCCUGUGACGCAGAGGGGACGGCAGUGGAGCGUGUGCAUGACGGUGAUGUCCAGGAUCAAGUGAUUCAUGAUCCUGUCAUGUCUUUCAUUCGUGGGUCCUUUAAUCAGGGGCACAAGCGUUUUGGUCGUAACAGGCACAAGCAGUGUGCCACAAACAGUGUGACUGCAGUUAUGACCAAUGUUGUAAAGAGCGCUUGGACUUGGACUCAGACUGACAUUGACAAUGUUUUAGUCAAGGGCAACGACUUUUACACUUACAUGAAGAAACACCACAUGAUUAGUGAUGCUCAUCGUAGUGGGUACAUUUUUGUAAGGGAGUGGCCCAGGGAGCAUGUGUUGUGUAACAACACAUUUAGAUUGGAGUACCUAGACACACUCACAGGAGACAUUGAUGUAGAGGACUAUGACCCUGCUCUGCAAGAUGUGGCCAUGCCUCUGGAUGUUGCUUUCCAGAGGGCCAUGUUUCAGGCAGAUGCUUGCUUGUUGACCAUUAGGAAGAACAUGUGUGUGGUUUUCAAGCAAGGGUCCAGGUUUUCCGUGUUUGAUCCACAUGCACGUGGUGAUGAUGGUGGUUGGCAACCUGAUGGUAGCAGUAUCAUUGCCUACUAUGAUAGUCUGGAUGCACUCUACACGCACGUCACCAACCUUGUCCAAUCACUGUAUGCCUAUGAUGCACAUGCUAGGGACAAGUUGUUUCAAGUCACUGGUGUUAAGGCUGUUGUUGUUGUACCACAUUCUUCAACAAGUGACACAGCAGUACAUGGUACCAGUGCACACGUGCAUGACUGUGAUGAGGUUUCAGGAGAGGGAUGUAGUGUUGACUUUGAGCCAGAAACAGUGACAGACCGUGAGCAGUCAGAGAUAGUGAUAGACAGUGAGCAGCAGUUGGAGACAGUGGGAGGUGCAGAUGACACUGAUGAUGAAUCAUCAAUUUGUUUAGUGUCUGAGACAAAUGCCAGCAAUAUAGAUUUUGUAAUUCAGCAAUUUAGAGAAAAGGUUAAACAGGGCCCAGAAUAUGUUUGCUGUGUAUGUCAUAGAUUAUUAUUCCAACAUCAGGUACUUCAGUGUAGAAAAGAACAAUAUGGAAAGAAAGGAUCUGUAGUAGCUUCAUUGGCAGAUAAAUGUAUAACUUCCACAUAUCUUCAUGAAUGUGGUGAUAAAUGUACUGCAGACUGUACUUUAAAAUGGACACAUGUUGGUAAAUUGUGGAUUUGUCACACCUGCCACAGAAAAAUCCUUAGUGGAAAAGUACCUGAAGAAAGUGCAAUUAAUAAUCUACAGUUAGAUCCUAUUCCACCAGAACUAAAUACAUUAAACUCUUUAGAACAACAUUUAAUUGCACAGCAUAUUCCCUUCAUGAAAGUACUAGCUCUACCUAAGGGAGGACAAAAUGGUGUCCAUGGCCCUGUAACCUGUGUUCCUUCUAACAAUAAUGCUGUUAAUAAUGUACUUCCUAGGUUAGAAAAUCAGGAUUUAAUGAUUCGUGUUAAAUUGAAGAGGAAAAUUACCUACAAAGGGCAUUAUGAAUAUCAGUAUAGAGAUAAAACAAGCGCACCUAGCUCGAGGGCCAUUAAAAGACACCCCGAGGGCCACAAAAGGCCCGCGGGCCGCUACUUGAGUAUGGGGGCUGUAGAUGUUGCACAGGAAGUAUUAGAUCAGCAUUUUGACAGUGUGUUAUCAGUAGCUCCAGCAGAAGGUAACAGUCCUGUGUGUUUGCUUACAGAUGUUAGCAAUGAGGCUAAAUGUUUUCCUGUUCUUUUCCCAAAGGGAACUGGUACUUUUCAUGAUGCCAGACAGCAUAGGUUGACAUUGAGUCGUUAUCUGAAUUGUAGAGUUCUUAAUGCUGAUGGUCGAUUUGGCAGUAACUUGGAUUACAUCUUUUAUGCACAGUAUUUGUCGGAGAUUAAUCAAGUUGUGUCAAAUGUUUCCAUUGCAUUAAGGAAAGGGUAUCAUGGAGGAGAGAACAUACAGAUUACAUCCUCGACGCUUGCUAGUACAGACUUUAUUAAGAAUGUUUUAAAGUGUGACAUGGGCUACAAAUUCUUAAAACCUAUUCGCGGAACACCUGUGUUUUGGCAAAGUGUACAAAAAGAUUUAUUUGCUAUGGUCAGGCAGCUUGGGAUUCCUACUUGGUUCUGUUCCUUUUCAUCUGCGGAUUUACGUUGGACAGAAUUGAUGGAAACCUUUAUGAAAGUGCAAAAUUUGCAAGGCAAUGUAAAUGAAAUGGACUGGUCCCAAAAAUGUAAUUUGUUAAAGAAGAAUCCUGUGACAGCAGCAAGAAUGUUCAAUCAUAGGUUUCGUUCUUUCCUAAAAGAUGUGAUCAUGUCCCCUGCUCAGCCAAUAGGCAAGAUUAUUGACUAUUUUUUUCGCGUUGAGUUUCAACAGCGUGGAUCGCCACAUACACAUUGUUUGUUUUGGGUGGAGAAUGCACCAAAGAUUGGCAGUAACACAGACCAGGAGGUCAUAGAUUUCAUUGAUAAAUAUGUAACAUGUGAACUCCCACCUGAAAAUGAUGAUAUGCAUGAGGUUGUUUCCAACGUUCAAAUGCACAGUAAGAAACACUCUAAGAGUUGUAAAAAGAAGCGCACAACGUGCAGGUUUAAUUUCCCACGACCUCCAAGCAACAAAACAUUUAUCUGUAAACCAAAAACAGAGGAGCAGCAGCAACAAGAUACAACUAACAUAGACCAGCAGCAAAGUAAUGUAAAAACGUGUGAUGCAGAAGCAAAAGCUAAAGAAAUAAUGAGUAAAGUUAAACUAGCUCUUUCAAAUGAAGAAACAACAUUUGACAGUGUUGACGCUCUCUUCAGUUCCAUUGGCAUCACUCAGUCAAUUUUUGAAAAGGCAUAUCAGUUAACUACAAAGAAAACUAGCGUCAUUCAUAAAAGAAAUGUAAACGACGUUUGGGUAAAUCAGUACAACAAAGAUUUUUUGCGUUGCUGGAAUGCAAAUUUGGACAUUCAGUUUGUAUGUGAUCCAUAUUCAUGUGUGUAUAUCAUCUCAUAUAUCUCAAAAGCAGAAAGGGAAAUGGGUUUGCUACUUCAACAUACACAGAACGAAGUUAAAAGUAAAGGGAAACUAGAUGCAAAACAGUCUCUUAACAAGUUAGGAAGUGUGUUUCUGCACAACAGAGAAGUAUCUGCUCAGGAAAGCGCAUAUCGACUGACAAACAUGCGAUUAAAGGAGUGCUCCAGAAAAGUUGUAUUCGUUCCGACUGGAGACAAUAUUGUAUAGAGUCUUCCUCUAAAUGUAAUUCAGAAGAGAGCAGAACAACAAGACACAAACAAAGACCAAAUCUGGAUGACAAACAUCACUGAUCGCUACAAAAAUAGACCUAAAAGUAGUGAGUUUAAAGACAUGUGUUUAGCAACUUAUGCUUCACAAUAUAGAGAUGUGCCCAAAAAUGAAAAAUGUAGAAGCGAUGUGAUUAAAUUAGAUAAUGACUGCGGUUUUGUAAAAAAGAGGACAUGGACAGAUGUGGCUGUUGUGAGAUACGUUCGCUUUUCACCAACACAACAUCCUGAAAAGCACUAUCAAAGCUUGCUUCAGCUGUUCUUGCCUUAUUAUACAGGCAAUCAGUUGAAACCCCCACCAUUUUUAUCUUUUGAAGAGUUUUAUGACACUGGUUCUGUCACUAACGGCAAUGAAAUUAAAUCUGUAAAAGAGGUGGUUGAUUUGAACAGGUCUAAAUUUGAAAUAAAUGCUGAAGAAUUAGAACAUUGUGAAGAAGCUGUAACACACAUAGGCUUUCAAGAAGAUGCUUGGGCUGAGCUUUGUCCUGAAGCUGAAUUGGGGAGAUUAGAAAGUUUGGAGGAGGAGAUGAGUGUUAACAAAGAUUUGUUUCCUACAGAAAGAGACGUUAUUCCAGAUUUGCAACCAGACAAGACACCGGUGUCUAUAGAAUUCCCAAAAAAGAAAAUUAAUCAUUCUGAAGCACAAGCUAUUAUGAGAUCCCUGAAUGAUCUACAGUCACAGGUGUUUUAUAAGAUACGACAGUGGUGCUUGGAUAAAAUUAAUGGUAAAAAUCCUGCACCUUUUCAUGUGUUUAUUUCUGGUGGAGCAGGCACAGGAAAAUCUCACUUAAUUAAAGCUGUGUAUUAUGAGGCAACAAGACUGUUAGCAAGAAUGUGAGAUUAUCCAGAUGAUGUUCAUGUUUUACUCACUGCCCCUACUGGUGUAGCUGCUUAUAACAUUAAUGCUACUACAAUACACCAUAGCUUUGCUAUUUGUAAUAAUGUUUCAUUACCAUAUCAGCCACUAAAAGAGGAAAAGGUAAAUACUGUAAGAGCCAGUCUGAAAGAUCUCCAAAUAUUAAUCAUAGAUGAAAUUUCCAUGGUUGAUCACAAACUAUUGACCUACAUCCAUGGCAGACUGAGGCAAAUUAAACAGUGUGCUGAUUUUUCUCCCUUUGGUAAUGUAUCUGUAAUAGCUGUUGGAGAUUUUUAUCAACUUCCACCAGUUAAAGGAAGGCCUCUUUACACAGACCAAGCAGAGACCAACCUAUGGGGAAAUACUUUUAGUCACGUAGAGUUAACAGAUAUAGUGCGACAGAAAAAUAAAAACUUUGCUGUGACACUAAAUCGCAUCAGGAAACAUAAAAAAGGAGAAAAACUUAAUGUCCAAGAUGAAAAACUAUUAAAACGAUGUGAGACAGGCACGGGUGAUGACACAGAAGACCUUCACAUUUUUGCAACAAAUAGUGAUGUAGAAACCCAUAACUUUAAGAUGCUGCAUAAAGUAUGUUCUGAUAUUGUUCAGAUUAAAGCACAAGACUUUGACAAAAAUCCUCAAACAGGGCGAUUCGCAAAAAAUACUACUUCACAUACCUUUGACAAACAGACAUAUUUAAAUAAAUUGUUGAGUGUUGGUCCAAAUGCUCGUGUCAUGCUCAUCAAAAACAUAGACACUUCAGAUGGUCUUGUUAAUGGAGUAUGUGGCACUGUUUGUCUUGUAAAAUCUGAUGAAAAUACCAAACUCCCCAAAACUAUUUAUGUUAAUUUUGAUGAUGAAAGGAUUGGCAGUAAAUUAAGAGCAAAAUUCCCAUGUACAGUGCCUGGUCUUCAAAAGGCAACACCAAUUGGACGUGAUGAAGACAAAGUAACCAACAGAGGUGGAGUUAGACGCAGCCUCCCCGCUCCGCCCAUCAUGCAGUACACCACCACAACCACCUGGACCUACCCAGAGCUCUAUGAGCCAGUUUUUGCAAAAGGCUAUGACUCCAGCCAGACAGAACACAAUUGA
Messenger RNA from Scomber japonicus (chub mackerel), 7380 nucleotides. RefSeq lists its product as uncharacterized. The record is from RefSeq and is a predicted model, not a curated record. Gene Ontology annotation, molecular function: DNA helicase activity; ATP hydrolysis activity. NCBI's taxonomy places the organism in Eukaryota, Metazoa, Chordata, Actinopteri, Scombriformes, Scombridae. Gene Ontology annotation, biological process: telomere maintenance; DNA repair.